This is a messenger RNA of Adineta steineri, 594 nucleotides long. Lineage: Eukaryota; Metazoa; Rotifera; Eurotatoria; Adinetida; Adinetidae. The record is from the annotation of a GenBank genome assembly.
AUGACUACUACUGGUAUUGAUCUUCGUUCGAUUACAGUUGAUUUAAGUUCAUGUCCAACUGUUGGAACACAAUCAUCAUUUCAAUCUCAAACAACUGAUUACAGUGAAUUAUUACGUAAAAUAGCUGGAAUUAAUACAAUAUCAUUUACGUGUUCGAUUAUAUGCAUAGCUUUCGAUUUAAUCUUUACAUUGAUUACAUUGGGAAUUGGUGGAGCAAAUCAAUCAUCAUGUCCAAUGGAACCUCGAAUACCAAUGUAUUUGAUUGUUUUAGGUAGUAUUAAUCUUAUAAGUAUUUGUUUUAGUAUUGUUGCUUGUAUAAUUCAUCAUCGAGAAAAAGAUAAAACUAUAAUUGGAUUUUAUUAUGUUCAUUGUACAGCUAUUCUAAUUAUAAUAUUACAAUUAUUUAAUUUUAUAUGGGUUAUUAUUGGAAGUAUUUGGACAUUUCGUAUAUAUAUGAAUGUACAAUAUACAGAAAGUGAUCAAGUAAAUUAUUGUCAAGGAAAUGUAUAUCAAUUUACAAUUAUUUCAAUUAUUUUUCAAUAUGUUCUUCCAUUAGUAUUUUGUUGUUGUAAAAAUGUGCCUUUUAAUUUUUAA